Molecule: messenger RNA, 717 nt
Organism: Cokeromyces recurvatus
Lineage: Eukaryota; Fungi; Mucoromycota; Mucoromycetes; Mucorales; Mucoraceae
Exons: 1
Coding region: 10-504 (164 amino acids)
Source: RefSeq, a predicted model, not a curated record
GGAGUGAGUAUGAUGUAUCGAAAACAAAAUCCACUUGUUCUAUCUCAGAAGCAGCAGCAGCAACAGCAACAGCAGCAACAACAACAACAACAACAACAUCAACAUCAACAUCAUCAUCAUCAACAAACCUAUUUUCAUAAAAAUAGAUUAAAAGAUCAGCAACAACAUAAUACUAAUAAUAACUCACUUUUAUAUAAAAAACAAUUAACAUGGAACUUUACAUGGCUUGUGUUUAUGAAUGAAAAAUGGGUUCCAUUUGAUAGCAUAAAUCAAAUUAAACUUGAACAAACAUUAACUGUAGGUGGAACAUUUGCUGAUAUUCAAGAUAGUCAUUUUCCAGAUGUGAAAAGAGUUCGAGUAUUUCCAAAGAAUAGUUAUCUUAGUUAUUUGGGCGUCAAAUAUAGAUUGUCUCGAAUAAUGCAACCAGACGCCUUUUUAGAUCAUGUGAGCAUUGCUGAAACGAGAAAAUCAAAUAACAGAGUUAUGAUUUCUUUGUUAGAAUAAUAAAAAUUAAUUGAAUCACAACAUCUACUGCUUUACGAAGAAAAAAAAAAAAAAAAGGAAAGAGGGAAACAGCUAUUAAUACUAAAUAAUUCACUUGUAAAUAGAUUAUUAUUAGCUUCUUUUACGUACUAUCUCAUUUCUAUCUAUUUAUUUAUUUUUCUUUAUAUGCGCAUUUGAAUAAUUAAAAAAAAAAAAGCCUCAAGUGCAAUUUGA